Messenger RNA from Parnassius mnemosyne (clouded apollo), 2058 nucleotides. The record is from the annotation of a GenBank genome assembly. Lineage: Eukaryota; Metazoa; Arthropoda; Insecta; Lepidoptera; Papilionidae.
AUGACUGAUUCGAACAAAACCCUUUUGCUUUUCUUCGAUCGUCCUACCGAGCCGUGCUUUAUGCAAAAAGGAGAGGCGGGAUCCACCUUCCAGCUUCCUGAUAAUUUUUACCCAGAUAAGUACAAGUCUCUGAGCACCACACUCGCGAACCGAUUCGGUUCAGAUUCGCCAUCGAUACCGAUUACUGACAUUGUUCUGCCGAAUCUGCAGCUGCCAAUGGAGUUGCCUUACAACGAACAAUUUUCCUUGUUCGUUCCCAAGCAUAGGCAGAUGGCGGGUAAACUCAUUGACAUCUUCAUGGGUAUGCGGAACGUGCAAGAAUUGAUAUCCGUCUGUUCAUACUGCCAGCUUCGCAUCAAUCCUUAUAUGUUUAACUACUGUCUAUCCGUCGCCAUUUUACACAGGCCAGACACCAAAGGUUUAGAUAUUCCAACUUUCGCUGAGACGUUCCCCGAUAAGUUUAUGGACCCGAAGGUGUUCCGACGUGCUCGGGAGAUCAGCAAUGUCGUCACGUCAGGUGUUAGGAUGCCAAUAACGAUUCCGUUAAACUACACGGCGUCAGAGUCGGAGCCUGAACAGCGCGUGGCGUACUUCCGUGAGGACAUGGGCAUCAACCUGCACCACUGGCACUGGCAUCUCGUGUACCCCUUCGAAGCAGCCGACCGUGCCAUAGUGAACAAGGACCGAAGAGGAGAGCUGUUCUAUUACAUGCAUCAACAAAUUAUUGCCAGAUAUAACGCGGAGCGUCUGUGCAACAAUCUCAAUAGAGUGAAACGUUUUAACAACUUCCGUGAGCCUAUUGAAGAGGGCUACUUCCCUAAACUUGACUCCCAAGUUGCCAGUCGCUCAUGGCCUCCCAGAUUCGCUGGUUCCACAAUCCGCGAUUUGGACAGACCAGUAGAUCAGAUAAGAAGUGAUGUAUCCGAGUUGGAGACUUGGAGAGAUCGUUUCAUUCAGGCGAUCGAGGAUAACGCUAUAAUAUUGCCUAAUGGCAGAAGUAUGCAGCUAGACGAAGCAACAGGUAUUGACGUACUGGGCAACUUGAUGGAGUCGUCUGUUAUCAGCCGUAACCGCCCUUACUACGGAGAUCUUCACAACAUGGGCCACGUCUUCAUCUCGUACUCUCACGACCCCGAUCAUCGUAACUUGGAACAAUUUGGUGUAAUGGGUGAUUCUGCAACGGCUAUGCGGGAUCCCAUAUUCUACCGCUGGCAUUCUUACAUCGAUGACAUCUUUAACUUGCAUAAGAGCAAGUUGCCGACGUAUGGAGAGGACCGGCUGGAUUUCCCUGGUAUCCGCUUGUCGUCCGUCAGCGUAGAGGGUGCUGGUGGCACUAACGCGUUCGCGACACAAUGGGAACAGAGCACGGUGGAGCUGAGCCGCGGGAUGGACUUCACUCCGCGUGGCAGCGUGUUGGCCCGCUUCACGCAUCUCCAGCACGAGGAGUUUAACUACGUUAUCGAAGUGAACAACACCACCGGCAGUUCAGCUAUGGGCACUUUCCGGAUUUUUAUAGCACCGACUUUAGACGAGAAUGGCAGUCCACUCCCCUUCGAAGACCAGAGGAGGCUCAUGAUUGAACUGGACAAGUUUUCACAACCGCUGAAUCCCGGCACCAACACUGUGCGUCGCCGCAGCCUGGACUCGUCGGUGACGAUCCCAUACGAGCGUACGUUCCGCAGCCAGGCGGAUAGGCCGGGAGACCCGGGCUCAGCUGAAGCCGCUCAAUUCGACUUCUGCGGCUGCGGCUGGCCCCACCACAUGCUGAUACCCAAGGGCACGCCUGAAGGCUACCCGAUGGUGCUGUUCGCAAUGGUCACCAACUGGGACGAGGACAGGAUCGAACAAGACUUGGUAGGCACUUGCAAUGAUGCUGCUUCGUACUGUGGUAUACGCGACCGGCGCUAUCCGGAUCGACGUGCGAUGGGCUUCCCCUUCGAUCGUCCUGCAGAUCCCAGCGUUACGAGCCUCCAUGAUUUCCUCAAGCCCAACAUGGCCGUCAGGGACUGCACGAUUCGUUUCACUGACGCCACCAGAAUUCACGGACAACGGGGCUAG